Molecule: messenger RNA, 1035 nt
Organism: Argiope bruennichi
Lineage: Eukaryota; Metazoa; Arthropoda; Arachnida; Araneae; Araneidae
Exons: 2
Coding region: 1-1035 (344 amino acids)
Source: RefSeq, a predicted model, not a curated record
AUGCAACAGUCGGCGAAGUUGCAUUCGAUUCGAAAAAUGAGAUCUGGUGACUUGCUUGUGGAGGUUUCUUCUCGUAAGCAAGCACAACAGAUACAAAAACUUAAAUCCUUGGCAACGAUAAGAGUUUCUGUAACCCCUCCCCAAUCACCACUUAAUAGCUCUAAAGGCGUCAUCACCUGGGGCGAAAUACUAAAUCUUCCCGUAGAGUUAAUUGUCUCCGAAAUGAAAUCUCAAGGUGUUACACAUGUGCGUCGAAUUUCCAUACGACGUGAUGGACAACUACUUGAGACGAAACAUCACGUAUUAACUUUUAAAACUUCUAAAUUACCGGAGUACGUCUAUGCAGGCUAUAUAAAGUUACCGGUGAGGCCAUAUAUCCCUAAUCCACUAGGGUGUUUUCAGUGCCAACGCUUUGGCCACUCCAAAAUGAAUUGCUGCGGGUCUCUCACUUGUGCCCGUUGUGCACAAAAAGGGAAUGAUAGCCAACAGUGUACCGCAGAAGAAAAGUGCGUAAACUGUGGUGGCGAUCAUCCCUCAUAUUCUCGAUCUUGUCCUCGCUGGGCACUGGAAAAGCAGGUUACGACAAUAAAAUUCAAAGAAGAUUUAUCUUAUCCUGAAGCCAGACGCAGGGUUAAAGCACAGACCCAAUUCCUGGUGAAAACAACAGAUAACGAAAAAACAUCAGAUUCCGAUGCUGAACAUACUCUGAAAACUAACACUGAUACUCAAAAAAUUGUUAGAAGAAAAUCAAAAUCGCAGACUUCGCUGACAUUAAACUUAGCAAAACGUGGUCUUACGCAAAAAGAUUUGCGAAAGAAACUGAAAAAUUCUGCAUCGAAAAAUUCCGUCGCAUUGGGGUUAGCGACGCAAGGUGUUGUCCAUAAGGACUUGCAGUCCAUCUUUGGUGACACGCUUAAUAGCCCCGAUAUUAAACUGCAUCCGUCUGAGGAUGAAUAUGAACUUGGUAUGAGUUGCGAUGAUCAUGCAAAUUCAACAACUGCCUCUUCUCUCUCUCCUCCCAAAUCACUUUCUUAA